AUGGGCAAAUACGUUGGUCAGGAGCACACUAUGUACUUGAAAGUAUGCAAAAAGUACAACGUCGAACCAGAACCUGAAAUCAAAGCAGAAUCAUCUGCGGUCGCAUCCAACGCUCCUGCUCCGUCUGCUGGGGGUUUGUUUGGCAGUCCUUCAUCAGGUGCAUCACCCUUUGGUGGAGCUUCUGGCUUCAGCUCUGGAGGCUUCGGCUUCGGAAGCCCUGCUUCGGGUCCGAGCCCCUCUGGCUUCGGCUCGGGCUUCGGGAGCGGUGCAGCUGGGCCCGCUGGGCCCUUCGGAGGUGCUAGCUGUGGAGCCUGCGGUGCCUGUGGAGCACCAGCUGGGGGCCUCUUCGGUUCUUCGGCGUCGUCGUCUCCAUUUGGCGCUGCGUCAGCGUCUCCCUUUGGUUCUGCAUCAGCCUCGCCAUUUGGAAGUGGUGUUGGCAUGGGUGCUGCGGCAUCCUCUGGGGGCCUCUUCGGGUCUGGAAUGGGAGGUGGUGGAUUCGGUGGGGCUGCAGCGCCCGCUGGUGGUUUGGACGUGAGACAGGCGUACAAGGAGCGCAUGAUCAAGAUCUACAUGCAGCACAACCCCAGCAAAGUGAACGAGAUCGACUCUCUCAUGGCGAAAUAUGUGGGCCAGGAGCACACUAUGUACUUGAAGAUAUGCAACAAGUACAAGGUCCAGCCUGAACCGGAGAUCAGACCUGGUGGACAGUGUGGUGGAGGCCUUUUUGGCCAAGCUGGAGGAGCCCUUGGAGGAUCGAUGACUGGGAAUGGAGGCUUUGGCAUGAUGAGCCAACCGAUGGGUCAACCGAUGGGUCAACCCAUGGGUCAACCCAUGAAUCCAAUGGGUGGACAGCCCAUGGGCGGCCAACCCAUGGGUCAGCCGAUGGGACAGCCAGCCUUCGGCAACCCGAGUGCCUUGGGCGGUCCCUUCGGUGGGACACCACCUUCACCAUCUCCGUUCGGCAGCUCCAAUGCCUCUCCCUUCGGUGGAGGAGCAGGCAUGGGAGGCGGUGGCUUUGGCGCGCUUGCUCAGCAAACUGGUUCAGCCUUCGGAGGCGGGGCGACUGCCUCCCCGUUUGCUGCAGCAGGUGCAUCUCCAAGCCCCUUUGGUGGGCAAGCAGCAUCUCCAUUUGGAGGAGGAGCCCAGCCAUGCCAGCCAUGCCAGCCAUGCCAGCCAUCUCCUUUUGGCGCAUCACCAUUUGGUGGCCAAGCCACGGCCUCCCCGUUCGGUGCCUCUCCAUUCGCAGGUUCUCAGUGGACGCAGCACAGAGGUUAG
Messenger RNA from Durusdinium trenchii, 1275 nucleotides. The record is from the annotation of a GenBank genome assembly. NCBI's taxonomy places the organism in Eukaryota, Dinophyceae, Suessiales, Symbiodiniaceae.